Messenger RNA from Entelurus aequoreus (snake pipefish), 1975 nucleotides. Its product is annotated as acyl-coenzyme A thioesterase 1-like. Gene Ontology annotation, molecular function: fatty acyl-CoA hydrolase activity. The transcript has 5 exons. Gene Ontology annotation, biological process: fatty acid metabolic process; acyl-CoA metabolic process. Bases 212 to 1462 code for a protein of 416 amino acids. The record is from RefSeq and is a predicted model, not a curated record. Lineage: Eukaryota; Metazoa; Chordata; Actinopteri; Syngnathiformes; Syngnathidae.
CACAAAAUACCUAUAUUUUAUUUUUUGUUUGACGUUUAAAUGUACCUACCUACAGUUAAAAGUUUAAUUUGGUAUUUUUAAAAACGCUCAGCAGUGAAAUGGUUACUUCCGGUAUCGUCUGUUCAAUACUUUCGCUUUAUAAGCUCUUCCAAUGUUAUUCAGGUGAGAAAAGGGACAAAUGCUGUGGUUUGUGUGAGUCACAAGAAGGGAAAUGGCUUCCUCUCAGAUCCGCCUCAAAAUCCUCCCCAGUGUCCGCUGCCUGGCUGACAAAGUGGUCCAAGUGAAAGUGGAGGGUCUUGCUCCCCACAAAGCAGUACAGUUAAGGUCCAGGCUGGUUGAUGACAAAGGGGUGCUUUUCAAAGCUUCUGCCCUAUACAAAGCCGAUGAAAGUGGCUUGGUAGACGUGAGUAGCGACCCCUCUCUGGGUGGGAGCUACACUGGAGUGGAGCCCAUGGGUUUACUGUGGGCCAUGGCACCAGAAACUCCACACAAAAAAGUUGUGAAGAAGAACGUGCUGAGCCCGACCCUAAUUGAGAUAGCGGCGCACAACGGCGACACUGGAGAACUCCUGGCUUGUGAAAGCAACGAGCGAGGAUACAUGGCGGAGGGCAUGAAGAGAAUCCCUGUGCAAGAGGGAAGAGUGCGAGGAGUUCUGUUUAUACCUCCAAGAAAGGGUCCAUUCCCUGGAAUCGUGGAUUUAUAUAUUUUAGGUGGAGGCCUCAAUGAGCAGAGAGCCAGCCUCUUAGCAAGCAAAGGUUUUGUUGUGCUGGCGCUGGCUUAUUAUGGUUAUCAGGAUUUGCCCAAGAAACCCAAGAAUCUGGAUUUGGAAUAUUUUGAAGAGGCUGCAGUGUAUUUACAGAAUCAUCCUGAGGUGAAAGGUCCCGGCAUAGGUGUCAUAUCAAUGUCUCAUAGCGGCGCUCUGGCUUUGUCCAUGGCGUCUUUUUUCUCCGGCAUCUCGGCGACGGUCUGCAUUAACGGCUGCAAUGGAAAUACUGUAAUUCCAUUACAUUACAAAGACAUUGUCAUACCGCCACUUCCACCCGUCGUCUGGAAAGUUCGAAUGAGCAAAUCAUGGAUUGUUGACAUACGUAACGUCACGCCGGAUGCGAGCCUGAAGAAAAAUAGAGCGUCUUUGAUUCCAAUAGAGCGCGCCAACUGCCACUUUCUGUUUGCCGUUUCGGAAGACGACCACAACUGGAACAGCGCGCUUUUCGCCAAGCAGGCCGCGGGGAUUUUGAGAAGUCACGGCAAGGAAUCGUUCCAAGUGGUUUCCUAUCCGAAAGCUGGACACUUUUUGGAGGUCCCUCACACGCCUUUUUGCCCGUCUUCCUUCCAUGCAGCGGUAGGACGCGCCGUGGUGUUUGGUGGGGAGCCAAAAGCCCACUCAGAGGCUCAGCUGGACCUGUGGGAGCGAGUCCAGGAGUUCUUUAAGAAACACUUGAACACCAGUACCUAUUUAUAAGUGUGUCAGGUGUCCGCAUUUAGAAGUCAAAACAUGAGAAACACCCAAGGUGGUUCAUUUGUGUCUUUAUUCCGAAAUAUUUUUUUGACACUAAAUUAUUGUUGCAACAUUUUUUGCCUUUGAAUUUUGUGCAAUGAAGUUUCAAAUUAUUAUAUAUGUGUGUAAAAUACAGUGUUUUAAAAUUCACUAAGUAAAAAUUCAGUGAAAAAAAAAACAGUAACAAAUAUUUCUGCACUGAAUUUUUUCACAAUUAAUUUUUUUCACUGAAUGUUUUUUUUUUUUUUUAACAUGAAUUUUUACACACUGAAUUCUAAAACACUAUUUUAGCAAACUACAAUUUUAAACACAAUUUUUUCUCACAAAUGUUACUAUUGUCAGCAUAAUAUUAUUUACAUAAAUUCAGUGUCCAAAAAAAGCUUUCAUAAUAAAGACAAAUUAACAUAAACACUCCUCUGCAUAACCUGCCAUGAUUAACCAAAACCCUAAAUUAGUCUUCGAAAUGAUCAACAUCUA